AUGAAAUGCACUCAUCAGACUUCAUCGCAGAAUUUACCCUUGAUCGUUGUAUUUUAUAUUUACUUUUUGCCCUUUUCUUUCUGUACACAAUACACGCGAUUCAUUUACUAUUCUAUCUUUCAUUUAUUCUUUCCUUUUCUUCUUUUUAGCACAUCAUUUACUCCUUUUUCUUCCUUUUUAUUCUUCUUUCUUUUAAGCGCACCAUUUGCUAUUCUUUCUUUCCUUAAUUCUUUUUUCUUUUUCUUUCCGUCUGUGCACCAUUUACCCUUCUUUCUUUCUUUCUUUCUUUCUUUUUCUUUUGUUCUUUCUUUCUUUCCAUUUAGUGCAUCAUGUACUCUUUUUCUUUCAUUCUUUUCGCAUCAUUUACUAUACGUUCUUUCAUUUAAUUUUUCCUUUCUUUCUUUUUUGUAUUGUGAACUAUUAUUUUCUUGGUCUUUAACUUUUAUGUUUCUUUUUGGUUUUUCAUUCUUUCUUUUUAAAUAUAUUUUUCUUUCUUUCUUUCUUUCUUUCUUUCUUUCUUUCUUUCUUUUCGUACUUGUACAUUUACUAAUUUCUCGUUUAUUCUUUUUAUUCCCUUCUCUUAUUACACUUUUCUUUUUGUCCAUAUGUAAUUUUCUCUUUCUUCUUCACUUUUCCUUCUAUUAUGUUCGUUCUUUCUUUUCGAAGCCUUCUCCCCAUAUACAGAGCGUUGACAAAGAGGAUAUCCACCGUUGUGUUCGUGGCGUCUUAUUUUUUGACGAAGUUCGAUUCUACAUUGCUUCUUCUCGUUCUUCAUCGUUUGCGACUUGA
Molecule: messenger RNA, 789 nt
Organism: Acanthosepion pharaonis
Lineage: Eukaryota; Metazoa; Mollusca; Cephalopoda; Sepiida; Sepiidae
Source: the annotation of a GenBank genome assembly